GAUAAAGUUGUUUUGGAGGAUGCCCCAGCUGUGUGAAGGUCCAUUUCGUUUUGCAUCUGAAGAGAAGCAAGCGAGACUCCCCUACAGGGAGUAAUGGUUGAGCGGGGCAAGGUUGGAAAACCCAGAGCUGGACAAAGGCGGGAACGCACGCCGCCGCGCCCGGGCUAGGGGUGCUGAGGGCCCGCGCAGCUCGCGGGCCUCCAGGUUUGAGGCCCUGGGGUCAGCCCUGCUCCGGGCUUCGCGCCCGGGCGCGGGUCCGAGCCGCCAACUUCGGGCCAAUCAGCGAGCGGCGUCCCGGCGCCCGCAGCGCCCAGCGCCCCCGCAGCAGGAAUGGCAGGAACGGAUCCGGGCCGAGCCCGACCCGGGACGAGGAGGGGCUGAGCCGCGGGGGAUCCUGGAAUCGGCAGGGAGGUGGGGAUUCUGGGAGGAAAACUCCAUUUCCUCCUUCCCUGCCGGUUUCUCCCCUCUACCCUGGCACCCCAAAUUUCGAUGUGUCGCCUGCCGGGCGCUAAGCGCCGGUGUUGAGAGGCAGCGGCCGCCGCGCCCGGGAAAAUGCUGGGCAUGUACGUGCCGGACAGGUUCUCCCUGAAGUCCUCCCGGGUUCAGGACGGGAUGGGGCUCUACACGGCCCGCAGAGUGCGAAAGGGUGAAAAGUUCGGACCCUUUGCUGGAGAGAAGAGAAUGCCUGAAGACUUGGAUGAAAAUAUGGAUUACAGGUUGAUGUGGGAGGUUCGUGGGAGUAAGGGAGAAGUUUUGUACAUUUUGGAUGCUACCAACCCACGGCACUCCAACUGGCUUCGCUUCGUUCAUGAGGCACCAUCUCAGGAGCAGAAGAACUUGGCUGCCAUUCAAGAAGGAGAAAACAUUUUCUAUUUGGCAGUUGAAGAUAUAGAAACAGACACGGAGCUUCUGAUCGGCUACCUGGAUAGUGACAUGGAGGCUGAGGAGGAAGAACAGCAAAUUAUGACAGUCAUCAAAGAAGGGGAAGUUGAAAAUUCUAGAAGACAAUCAACAGCGGGCAGAAAAGAUCGCCUUGGCUGUAAAGAGGACUAUGCUUGUCCUCAAUGUGAAUCGAGUUUUACCAGUGAGGAUAUUCUUGCUGAGCAUCUUCAGACAUUGCACCAGAAACCCACAGAGGAGAAAGAAUUUAAGUGCAAGAACUGUGGGAAGAAAUUCCCAGUUAAGCAGGCUUUGCAAAGACAUUUUGAGCAGCACCAGGAGACUUGCCGGGGGCAUGCCAGGUUUGUGUGCAAGGCUGACAGCUGUGGAAAGAGGCUGAAGAGCAAGGAUGCCCUGAAAAGACACCAGGAAAAUGUCCACACUGGAGAUCCUAAGAAAAAGCUUAUAUGUUCAGUGUGCAAUAAAAAGUGUUCUUCAGCAUCAAGCCUACAGGAACAUAGAAAGAUUCAUGAGAUAUUUGAUUGUCAAGAAUGUAUGAAGAAAUUUAUUUCAGCUAAUCAGCUAAAACGUCAUAUGAUCACCCACUCAGAAAAACGACCCUAUAAUUGCGAGAUUUGUAAUAAGUCUUUCAAGAGGCUUGAUCAAGUGGGUGCUCACAAAGUAAUACACAGCGAAGACAAACCUUACAAAUGCAAACUUUGUGGAAAGGGAUUUGCCCACAGAAAUGUUUACAAGAAUCAUAAGAAGACCCACUCUGAGGAGAGACCGUUCCAAUGUGAAGAAUGUAAAGCUUUGUUCCGGACCCCAUUUUCUUUGCAGAGACACCUGCUAAUACAUAACAGUGAGAGGACUUUCAAGUGCCAUCACUGCGAUGCUACCUUUAAGAGGAAGGAUACAUUAAAUGUUCAUGUCCAGGUGGUUCAUGAAAGACACAAGAAGUAUAGGUGUGAGCUAUGUAAUAAGGCCUUUGUUACACCUUCAGUGCUUAGAAGUCAUAAGAAAACACAUACAGGAGAAAAGGAGAAAAUCUGUCCAUAUUGUGGCCAGAAAUUUGCCAGCAGUGGUACACUCAGAGUUCAUAUCCGGAGCCACACAGGUGAGCGUCCCUAUCAAUGUCCUUACUGUGAAAAAGGAUUCAGUAAAAAUGAUGGACUGAAGAUGCACAUUCGUACUCACACCAGGGAGAAGCCGUACAAGUGCUCAGAGUGCAGCAAGGCCUUCAGCCAGAAGCGAGGCCUGGAUGAGCACAAGAGGACGCACACUGGAGAAAAGCCUUUUCAGUGUGAUGUUUGCGACUUGGCUUUUAGCCUGAAGAAAAUGCUGAUUCGACACAAGAUGACUCAUAAUCCCAAUCGUCCCCUGGCAGAAUGCCAGUUUUGCCAUAAGAAGUUUACAAGGAAUGACUACCUCAAAGUGCACAUGGACAAUAUCCAUGGUGUAGCUGACAGCUAAUGGGGGCUGUAAAGGAAUUAAACUAUUCAGAAGGGCUCCUAAUAUGAAUCCCAGAUUUUUCUCACCUGAUCAGCAUAACAGAAGUAGCUAAAAGUGACUUACUGGUCUCAUAGUUCUUAUUUGCCUACAUUUAGAGUCUGUAGAUGCAUAUGCAACCAAAAAAAGUCUUACUUUUAACAAGAAAUGGUAUAAAUGGAAAAAAAAAUACAACUCCAUAGCCUUGCAAAAUGCAAUUUGUGCUCUGUCUUAUAAAAAUGGAGAAAGGAGUCAUGGCUCUCUUUCUUGGCCAUCCCUCUGUAAUGAAGUUUAUAAUAUACUUCCCUAAUAGGCCUUUUUAUUUUAUUGUUAUUCUUUGUGUGUCUGUCUGUCUGUAUGUGUCUGUGUGUGCACACUCACUUGCAAAUGCCAGUUGUUGCAGCUGGUUUUACCAAUUUAAAUAGAAAUAAAUCAAGAUAUCCAACUAUUUAUUUGCAGAUUAGGGUAAGAAUAAGUUAUCAAAGUCUCAAGUUUGAUAGGAAAAUAAAUACUUGCUAUUUUAUAAGACAGACCAAGAGCUGAGCUUAUCUAAUAGCUGUGUGCAACAAAUGAGUUUAAAAUAGAUAUUUGAUAACUAAAACAUCUAUUAAAAUAUUGCUCAUUUUAGGGAAUUCUUAGGAAACAUUAUUCUCAUCAUUCAGAUGUAGACAUUCAUGGUCUGGAAUACUUUUAUAAAUUCUACACAAAAAUGACCAUCACAUUUAAAUAUUCAUCAGGCUACCCCUCUUGAAUUUAGACCAUUUAGCUUUAGAAAUUAACAGUAUACCAAUAUAUAUAAUUAAAAAUAGAAACCAAAUAGAUUCUCUGUAUUUGGUGACAGAGUGGCAGAACAAUAGUGGCAUUUCCACAUUUGUUAUGAUGAACGUAGCCCUUUCCCCUCUCCUUCCAUAAAAGUGCACAGAACAUGUUAGUAAAGAUACAGUCCUCAGAGCAUUAACAUUCCAUUUUGUAAAAGACAUUUUCCAGAAUCUUGGCAGUAGGUAAUUCUGAAACACUUUUGAAUUACCUUCAAUCAUCCCAUAUAAUUAGGAAUCCAGAAUACAAAGUAUAAACCUGGCAAUUGUUAUGAUUGAAAUUGUCACUGAUGCUUAAGGGAAAUUGAAGCAAGAAGCAUAAUUUCUUCCUUUAGGUUAUAUUUCAGCAAUACUUGACAGCAACAUACAAUGAACAGCUUGUUUGGAGAGAUGAUAUGAUACAAUGUAAUGGUGAUGUCAAAAUAACCUAGAGGAAUAUCCAAAAACCAGAAAAACAUUAAAAUGAAGCCCAACUCAUGAACCUCUCUAACUGAAGCCCAGUCAAAAGAAAGGAAGUAUAGUUUUGAGGAAAUUAUUUGGUUCUAGUGAGUUAAGGAGAAAUGUUAUCUGAGACACAGCUCUUUGACUUCAGGAAUCUCAUUUUAGAAUUAUAUUCAUGCCCAAUUCCAGUUUUAAAAAGAAACAUAAAGAUUCAAUGUAGACAUUUGAAUGUUGUAAAAUACUAAAUUUGAAACUCAGAAGAGAUAACUUUUAAAAAUAUAAAUCCUAAAAUUAUAAUUUAGAAGAUAUUUAAGUAUAGUUAUAUGUAGUAUUUUGAAUCUGAAAUUAUAGACUGUAUUUUAUAAAAAUAAAUUUUGGUCUUGUUUCUCACUAUAUCAUUUGUUUCAACAAUAUAUUUUUAGAUCUAAAGUGUUUUCAUUUUAAUAUGAUAGUGUGUUUAAUAUCAUUUGAAUAUAAGAAGACAGCUGUAAAAUUUGGUAGUGUGUAUUAUUUAAACACAUCCUGUAUAUUCCUUUGAAUGCUGCUUUCUCUAUAUGGGAUGCUUUAUAUCCCGAUUAUGUGAUGAAUGUAAAACUUGAAAGGAGUCCAAAUACCAAUUUUGUGUAAUCUCAGUGAGUCACAGUUCACAUGGCUGCUGGGGAAAUUACCCUGAAAACUGUGGUGUCGCUAUGCUGUGGAGUAAACAGACAGGGAAGAGGUGGUGGGCUUUAUCCUGCUGAAGGUUUAUAGACAUGGAAAUCUUUAGAAAAUUGUGUAAAAGGACCUACACCAGAGAGUGGUACACCACUCUCUCCUUUCAGAGGACUGAAACCAAAACAAGUCCUUAGUAGACUAUUUGUAUGCUGUAAAUUUUUAUCCAAAAGACAAGUAUUCAUGGAUAGUUUCAGAUAUAUUAGCAUUUGCUUACUAAAACUUUUAAAUUACUUAGUAAUAACCAAAAAAAGAGACUAUUUUAGGCAUGAUUGAUCAAUUGAAAGCAUAGAUAAUCAUAGAGGAAAAGUCUUACAGACAAGCUGAAGUACAGGUACCUACUUUGAAAUGUCUUUUGUUUCCUGCUGUGAAAGAUUUUGGCUGGGGUAUUUUCUUGGGAAAAGACCAGACUCUUGGGUGCCCAUAAAAUCUAAGUAAUUGAGACUUAGAAAUUGGCUAAGUAAAUUUAAGAGACGUUCAAUAAUGUAGGUGGGUUCAGAUACCCUUUUAUAAUAACUGUCUUCUUAGUAUAUUAACACUCAAGAUGUUUGUGUAUCUUUAAUUUGCCUUUGUUUCACAAUAACUGGCUUUUGUUUUCCUUUUCAUGGUGUGUUGUUGGCUAUAUAGAGGCAUUUAUUGGUAAAUUAUAAUCAGCAGUUGCACCGUGGAAGUAUUCUUAGUGAUAAAUUCUUGGGGUUACAUAGUAUAGUUAACAUGUUAUUUUCAAGAAACAUGAGUGUGUGUGUCUGUCUGAAGAGUAUCACUUAUAUGCAGUGCAUAUACAUGUAAGUGCAUUACUUUGCUCAAAUAUCUUCUGACCUAUUGCAGUCAACUCAUGCAUGAGUGUGAACAUGUAUUACAGAAGGUCUUACAGCCUUAGUUUCUGUUUUAGAUUUUAUGUGCUGCUUCCUUUCUCAAACAAAAGCCUGAAAGGAAAGAGGAUAAGUACUAGAAAUAUUCAUUUUUUUUCCUUCACAAAUCUAAAUGUUGCUUAUGAAAACUCAUCUUAGAGUAAUGAAUAUAUGGAAAUGGGUAGGUAGAAGGAAAUGUGCCUCUUUAAAACCCUAAAAUUUUACCAUUGAUAUUGACAUUUGUUUGCGUGUAUAUAAAUGGAGCAUGUGUAAAUAUAGAAUUCCAAUAGCAUUUUUUAUUUUAUUAUAAAUCUAUAAUAAAUCUAUAUAAAUCACUGCCA
Molecule: messenger RNA, 5526 nt
Organism: Pongo pygmaeus (Bornean orangutan)
Lineage: Eukaryota; Metazoa; Chordata; Mammalia; Primates; Hominidae
Gene: PRDM5
Product: PR/SET domain 5
Exons: 15
Coding region: 553-2352 (599 amino acids)
Biological process (GO): regulation of transcription by RNA polymerase II
Cellular component (GO): nucleus
Molecular function (GO): RNA polymerase II cis-regulatory region sequence-specific DNA binding; protein binding; DNA-binding transcription factor activity, RNA polymerase II-specific
Source: RefSeq, a predicted model, not a curated record